CGGAAGUGACGGGUUCUGUCAACAUGGCCAGCUCAGCCAGUUACCAGGGGGACAGGAGCUCUUCACUGACUAUGGAGCAGAUCCGAUCCCUGACCGACCUGCAUGAGCUGGAGGAGGCCUACGAGCGGCUGUGUGCUGAGGAGAAAGAAGUGGAGGUGAAGCUGGAGGUGUUGCUCGGACAGCAGGGGGCGGUGGAGAAGAAGAUGCUGGCGCUGCAGAGGAUGGGGCCUAACCUGCAGCUCAUAGAGGGAGACGCUCAGCAGCUUUCCGGGAUGAUUACAUUUACCUGUAACCUGGCCGAGAACGUCAGCAGCAAAGUCCGACAGCUGGACCUCGCCAAGAGCCGCCUCUACCAAGCCAUACAGCGAGCAGACGACAUCCUGGACCUGAAGUUCUGCAUGGACGGGGUGCAGACCGCCCUGAAGAAUGAGGACUACGAGCAGGCCGCCGCCCACAUACACCGAUACCUGUGUCUGGACAAGUCCGUCAUUGAGCUGAGCCGGCAGGGGAAUGAAGGCAGCAUGAUCGAAGCCAAUCUUCAGCACCUCCAGGAGGCCGAGCAGCAGCUGAAGGUUCUGGUCACAGAGAAGUUUGACGCCGCAACCAAAGCCGGAGACCUGCCGCAGGUGGAGAGGUUCUUUAAGAUCUUUCCACUGCUCGGACUGCACGAGGAGGGAAUCAGCAAGUUCUCUGCGUACCUGUGCCGCCAGGUGGGCAAGAAAGCUGAAGAGAACCUGUCCCUGGCCCUGAGCUCUGAAAGCCACGAGAGGAGAGCGGCACUUCUAUUUUCAGACACGCUCACACUGCUUUUUGAAGGUAUUGCUCGGAUAGUGGAGACUCACCAACCUAUACUGGAAACGUACUACGGCCCCGGGAGGCUGUACAUGCUCAUCAAACAUCUGCAGGCCGAGUGUGACCGGCAGGUGGAGAGAAUCGUAGACAAGUUCAGCCAACAGAGAGAUUAUCAGAGGAAGUUCCAGCAGGUGCAGAACAGUAUGAUCCGAUCCUCCUCCAGUGAGAAGAUUGAGCCCAGGUCAGUGCGUCUUAUGCGCUGUCAGUGUGAUAUACACAGCAGGGGGGUCCGGCAUUACAACAGCCUCCAAUCGCAUGACAGACAUGAUAUCCAUGGCUCCGCCCCCCUCCCUGACUCCUCCUCUUCUGUCCCUGCAGAACAUCAGCAGAGCCUGGACCAGCUGCUGAACCUGAGUCUGCUGCGACGCACCAUGCAGGAGCUGAUCGGCUAUUACAUCACCAUGGAGGAAUACUACAUGAGGGAGUCCGUCAACAAGGUAACCGGGGUGACUAAGGCUCAGCAAAUCCCCGGGCGCCAGGACGCCAACGCCACCAGAAAUUGCGUCCUGGCGCCUGGGCAUUUGUCAGCCCGCUCGCUGCGCGUACGUUUCUGUCGCCGCAAUAACUGCGCCCCGUUCUCUCCGCGCUGCAGACUCGGGCUGUCCGUGUUUUCUCCUUACAGGCUGGAACCGGGGACUGCGUCAGAGGGGCCCAUUGCAGUCUAUACGGAGAAACCGCUGACCGUCU
This is a messenger RNA of Nanorana parkeri, 1539 nucleotides long. RefSeq names its product component of oligomeric golgi complex 4 (gene COG4). The record is from RefSeq and is a predicted model, not a curated record. Lineage: Eukaryota; Metazoa; Chordata; Amphibia; Anura; Dicroglossidae. The transcript is spliced from 9 exons. The annotation marks the transcript as partial.